GGCGCUGAUGGUUCACUUGCUGUUACAUUCAGUUUUUCUGCUACUAGAGGCUCUGGUGGCUCAAAGGGCGACAUUUGCUUAGAUGAUAUAGUGUUGAAGGAUGGCCCAUGUUCAAAAGAGGAGUGUAUUUGGGGUGCAUGGUCCAAAAACUCAACGUCAUCGUGCUCUGUGACAUGUGGAGGAGGUAUAUUAGAGGAAACUUGGCAAAGAACCUCCACUUCGGGAGGGCCAUGUAGUGAAACUGAUAUUGAAAUAAGAACCAUAGCCUGCAGUGAAGAGCCCUGUGAAAUUGAUUGCGCAUGGGGAGAGUUCAGUGAAUGGGAAGGGGGCAAUUGUACUGAAGACUGUAAGAUAGUGGAACAAAGGAUCAGAUAUUAUGGCGGAGAUGCAGAGUGUCCAGCUGAUAACGAAACUGAAACGCGUACCGUGGAAUGCACCAAGUCACCCUGUAGACGUAUCAGCUGUGAUUUCCAAUCAAUCUCCGCAUGUAGCUUUUCGAAUGACAUCUCCACCGGAUACUUGUGGAGGGAGGGCAACGGGCAAACAGCAACUAGUUUUACAGGACCAGAUUCUGAUCACACAACUGGCCAAGAAAGUGGGAAAUACAUUUACCUGGAAGCGUCAGAUGUGCCGAGAGAGGGAGAGGUGCGGAUAUCCACUCCAGUGUUCGAGAGUUAUGGAGAGUCUUGUGUGACAUUCUGGUAUCACAUGAAAGGGUACUACAUGGGGACCGUCAAUGUUUACGUUGAGGACGAGUCAAGCUCAGUGUUCUCACUGGAUGAAAAGGUUUGGUCAUCAUUUGGUCACAGAGGUCUUCUAUGGAACUUUGCUUACAUCGAUAUUCCAAACCGAAGCACUUUUAGAAUCGUCUUUGAAGGUGUGAGAGGCAGUGCUUCAAAUUCUGAUGCCGCCAUUGAUGAUGUACUGAUCAGAGAAGGCCCGUGUACAGUUGCAGGUUUAGGUGUGUCUUGUGACUUUGAGGACCAGUAUUUAUGUGGGUAUAGUCAAAGUCAAGAAGAUACUCUGGAAUGGUCCUGGGAAACCAUAGCAACACCGACCACUUCCACGGGAUGCAGUAGUGAUCAUACAAACGGUGACGGGACAGGCCAUUAUCUUUACAUUGAAGCAAGCAACAUACAAGCGGGGAGAAGAGCUGAACUUACAAGUGCUUUAUCAGAAUUUAAUCCCGGUGACAAGAAAUGUCUCACGUGGUGGUAUCACAUGAAUGGCGUCAAUACUGGCGAUUUACUGGUCAAUGCAGAUAUUGCAUCAAACAAGAGCACCAUAGCAACUUGGUCAAGAAGUGGAGCACAGGGUAACACGUGGCUUCAAGGCGAAUUGACAGUUAGCCCUGGAGUUGAUGUUACAUUCAGCUUUUCUGCUACAAGGGGCUCUGGGGGCUCAAAAGGCGAUAUAUGUUUAGACGAUAUAUUAUUAACGGAUGGGGAGUGCUGAAUGUUUUUACACGAUUGUUGUUAUGUUAAGUUAUGAGCCGUCUAAGUUUUAGUUGAUUAACAUGUGCCUAAGUUAAUCUUACUUGCGAAUUGAAGAUGUCUGUAAUAUCAACUUGUUAGUUGAUCUAAUAAGUGAGUAGUAAAUGAACUUGUUAGUUGAUCUAACGCAUGGGUUGAUCUAAUAACCGAUCUUAUGUGUGUACAGAUCCUACACGUGGGGGCUAUUCCAAUUGCUGUUUGUACAUUCCAAGCAUUAUUUUCAUAUUUGGUGGUGUAAAUGGUUCUAGUUAAAUAUAAUAAUUAUGUUUUUGGACUAUUUUGUGUCAGUUUUGGACCAUGACUCAAUAUGCACUUAAUGUGGUCUACCUAUUAUUAAUGAUAUUAUUAAUGAUGUGUUUUUUCUAUUUUUCAUAAUUGUUAUACGCAGUAAUAUGUAUAUAAAGGUAAUAAAUUCUACCUACCUGCAAACAAAAGUUCUUAUUUUUGAUAUGUAUAUUGCAAAGUAUCUCGUAGAAUUAAUUGAUGAUUAGGUAUUAGCCCAAUUGGUUUUGUGAAACCCUUUGAUCAGAACAUGUAAAGAGUAAUGUAAAGAAACAUCGGUCCAAAAUAUUUUACACUUUUGGAGUUAGUCCGCUUAGACGGUUAGAUAUUGAUACAAUGACACCACUGUAGACAACGUUAGCUACCUUAAAUUAAGACAGAACGCUAGCUACAUUGAACCAUAAAGGUCCCAUAUAAAGUUUAA
Molecule: messenger RNA, 2199 nt
Organism: Owenia fusiformis
Lineage: Eukaryota; Metazoa; Annelida; Polychaeta; Sabellida; Oweniidae
Source: the annotation of a GenBank genome assembly